ACUUCCCGAACAGGAGGAAGCGGGAUUUCCAGGAAGGAAUUGAACGCACCACACCAGUCGGAACACUCCAGCGGUGGUGAACGGACAAGAUGCAGACUAUAAAAUGUGUGGUAGUGGGUGAUGGUGCUGUGGGGAAAACUUGCCUGCUCAUCUCCUACACAACCAACAAGUUUCCCUCUGAAUACGUACCAACCGUCUUUGAUAACUAUGCUGUGACAGUGAUGAUCGGAGGGGAGCCAUACACCCUUGGACUGUUUGACACUGCAGGUCAGGAGGACUAUGACAGACUGCGACCCCUUAGCUACCCUCAAACCGACGUUUUCCUCGUCUGUUUCUCAGUCGUAUCGCCUUCCUCCUUUGAAAACGUCAGAGAGAAGUGGGUCCCUGAGAUUUCUCACCACUGCCCGCGGACGCCCUUCUUGCUGGUUGGAACUCAGGUGGAUUUAAGAGACGACAGCAACACAAUGGAGAAGCUGGCCAAGAACAAACAACGACCCAUGAGCUCUGAAAGUGGGGAGAAACUGGCGCGAGAGCUCAGAGCUGUCAAAUAUGUGGAGUGCUCAGCUCUGACGCAGAGAGGAUUGAAGAACGUGUUUGAUGAGGCCAUCCUGGCAGCCCUGGAGCCCCCAGACAUCAAACCCAAAAAGCGCUGCCUUCUCCUAUAGAAAUCUUCCGGAAGAUGUGGAAGACGAGAAGCAGAAGAAGAUGGAGGAGGUGGACGAGGAAGAGAUCAAUCCUGUACGGGAACAGAGGGAGGGAGCACCAAGGGGAGGGGUGUAGACACAUGUUUAAACAGUGCCUUCAGCUGUAGUGACCUAACAUGGGUGUGGUGUUAAAACUGACAGCCGCUUUAUUUUCCUAGUAGAUAAGUCACUCUAACAUGGUAAACAUUUAUGAACUACACUCCACACUUAACAAGUAAACAAGAUUUUCUUUUGUUAAUGGGAUGCGAUGAACUGUAAGGCAUGGAUGGAGACAAGCUUACAGCUGGAACUGAAAACCAGCUCCUCAUUUGGAUAAAUAUUUUAGCAAUAAGGCAGUGACGGUCUGCAGGAAAUUAAAGAACUAUAUUAUUAGUGUUUAAACACCUUCCCUUUUAUGUGCCAGCUUUACUUCUCUGUACAUCAAGUUUUAUUUGCAUUCAUUUUCUUUUUCCUUUUUGUUUCUUCUACCAUAGAUCUUUUCUAGCACCAAAAAUGCAUUUUGAAUUCAUAUAUUUAUUCAAAAUAGCAUCCUAAAAGGUUAAUAGAAACACAAUAAGUGCUUUGCUUAUGCCACUGGAAUUCAAGGUAGUUUUUGGAGCAACUUAAAGGCAUUUCUAAUGUUAAAAUCUUUACAUCUACAACUAUGUCUAAGUGAGUUUAAAAAAAACUAAUGUGUUUUCAAACAUAAAAUGUGUUUGGAAAUGUUCAGUUUCAAACACAUUUUAUGUACACUAAAUCUGGUCUUAAAGUAUUGUUCUAUGACGCUUAAGAAUUUAAAACUGAAUAAUAAAUAAUUUACCUUUUAUUCGUACAAAAAAAGAAACUGAAAACCUUGCCCUCAAUCUGAACAAGUUAUCUGGAGUAAUGUAGAAACAUGAUGAGCAGGAUCUGCAGGUUUGUCCACAGAGCAACAAAGAAAAGUUGGUAUCUGACCAAUGUGGAACAAACGCGCAUUUGAGACUUCAAAGGUUCUGAGACAUCUUGAACCGGAUGACUCCAAUCAAACUCAUAUUUACUUUUAAGGCUUCAAUGUUUAAUGAUAAGUCGAUUACAGUUGUUUUUUAGUUUUUAAUAAAAGUGCAAAGAGUAAAGGGUUUGUAUCCUUAGAGAAGAAAGCAAGUUGUGCCUUUCUGUUUUUGCACUCCAGGAAAGAAUGACUAAAACUUUGCUUGAAUACAUUUUAGAUUCUUGGAGGUUUAAAGUGCUCAACAUGUUAGAUAGUCUUAUUGCCUUAACCCAGUCAAACUCCUAAUAGGUGGUUGCUUUAAUCUAAUGGUGGAAAUUACCCUUUUUUAUAUAUAUAAAAAAAUACUUUUUAUCUUUAAGCUGUUUGGUGAGCCAUAAUGUCCAGACAUUUUGCAGCUUUAUUUCAUCGAUCUCAAACAGUUAACACAAAACCACGUAAUGUUUUCUAUUUUGAUUAUUUUGUUCCUCUGGAAAGAUCUCUCUAGUUUUUAGCAGCUGAACGCCUUAAAAAGGACUGAUGUGGUUCAAAUGUUCCUUUGCUGUUUCUUCUGCCAAAGUUCAACUAAAUCAUUGCUUCACAGAUUCCAGGAUGUUGAUCUAGAUGUUAAUAUAAUUAUUAGGAAUUAUCAUUUGAAUUAUUCAUAGAUUUUAUUUUGUUGCUGUUACGCUGCUUUCUUAGCCCAACUUCUUUGAACAAAAUGAAAACUAAAGCUUGUUUUGUUAGCAGAGCUUCACAUUUUCACUCAGCAGUUGUGCUUGUUCAAAAAUUGUUCCUCUGGGGACUAGAUUUUGUUUUGCAUAGAAUGGGAUAAAUGGUGAUGCAUAUUAUUUUAUGGAGUUUCAGUGCUCUCUAGCACUGACUGUCCUGAGCCCAGAAAACUCUUUUAAUCCUUCAGAUGACUGUAUUUUCUAAUGAAAUGAACACAAAAUCCUUUUUUUUUUUAAACCAAUCUGUUGAUGUUGACAUUUUGAUCAGAUAUUGAAUGAAUUAUUAUGAGUAUUAUAUAGAUAUUAUUGCUUCUUAUUGUUUAUUUGGGGACAGUAGUCUUGCAGGGUUUUAGACACUUUAAGUUUUGAUUUCUUCUUUGUGCUUUUUAGAUAUUUUUACAACUACUUGAUGAACACACAGAGUGCCAACAGUUAAGGUAUCGCCCGCUUAGUUUGGCAAACAAAAAGAUCUUUAAUAAGCUUCUGAUGUCAAAAACGAAAGAUAUUUUAAAACAAUACUUGGAGAUUGAAUAUUUGUCAUGCAUUAAAUUUGAAUGUUUGUUGGAAUGGGUGUAUGGAAAUAAUAAAAAUAGUACUUGAAUGUUU
Molecule: messenger RNA, 2984 nt
Organism: Xiphophorus hellerii (green swordtail)
Lineage: Eukaryota; Metazoa; Chordata; Actinopteri; Cyprinodontiformes; Poeciliidae
Product: cell division control protein 42 homolog
Exons: 6
Coding region: 90-665 (191 amino acids)
Biological process (GO): small GTPase-mediated signal transduction
Molecular function (GO): GTPase activity; GTP binding
Source: RefSeq, a predicted model, not a curated record